CACUUGAGUAACAAUAAUCUAUCAGGAGAACUCCCAUUAUCCUUGAAGAGUUGUGUGAAGUUAGAAACUCUUGAUCUUGGACAUAAUGGAUUCAUUGGUACAAUACCUACUUGGAUAGGAGAAAGUUUGUUAUCCUUGAGUAUCCUUCGCUUACGAUCAAACAAGCUUGUUAGAAAUAUUCCUCCUAAUCUAUCAAGACUAAGUGCUCUUCAAAUCCUAGAUCUUGCUAAUAACAAUUUAUGAGGAACCAUUCCUUCGAGCUUUGGGAACUUCACUGCCAUGAAAGUGUUACAGGGGACUAAUAGAAACAUUUCAAGUUAUCCUUAUUACAAUGAAAAUUUGCAAGUGACCAUGAAAGGAAGUGACAAUGAGUUUUCCAGAUUCCUUUUACUUGUGAUUGCUAUGGACCUUUCAGGCAAUAACUUGUCUGGUAAAAUUCCAGAAGAACUGGCCAACCUUCUUGGACUGGUGAGCUUAAACUUGUUUGGAAAUCAUCUGACAGGAGAGAUCAUAGAAAAGAUCGGUGCAUUGCAACAGUUGGAGUCACUUGACUUAUCAAGAAACAACCUUUAUGGUGGAAUUCCUUCAAGCAUGAUUGCUCUAACUUUUUUGAGUUGCUUGAACUUAUCAUAUAACAACCUGUCAGGAAGAGUUCCAUCAGGUAAUCAGUUUCAGACCUUCACUGAUCUGUCUAUCUACGCUGGUAAUCCUGGCCUUUGUGGGUUCCCAUUAGCUCAAAAGUGCAAAGAUGACGAGACAAAUCAAGGUCCAAAUGCUGUUGGAGGGAAUGAACAAAAAGAUAAUGCCAUCGAUGAAGAAGGAUCUGAAAUCGAGUGGUUGUAUAUGAGCAUGGGGCUAGGAUUCGCGGUUGGUUUAUGGGAUAUUUUUGGUCUAUUAUUUUUCAACAGAAAAUGGAGAGAAGCCUAUUUUCGACUUAUAGAUCAAGCUUAUGAUAUUGUUUACGGGGCCCUAGUAGUGAUUUUCAGUAGGUUUAAAGAGCACAAUGCUGCAGCAUGAUUGUUUAUGAUAUGGUCUACAUAAACUUUUUUUCUUUUUUCUGUUUUUCUAAAGUGUUUGUAAAAAUGUUCAAA
Molecule: messenger RNA, 1091 nt
Organism: Phoenix dactylifera (date palm)
Lineage: Eukaryota; Viridiplantae; Streptophyta; Magnoliopsida; Arecales; Arecaceae
Source: RefSeq, a predicted model, not a curated record